Molecule: messenger RNA, 3700 nt
Organism: Capra hircus (goat)
Lineage: Eukaryota; Metazoa; Chordata; Mammalia; Artiodactyla; Bovidae
Gene: SCIMP
Product: SLP adaptor and CSK interacting membrane protein
Exons: 5
Coding region: 1015-1476 (153 amino acids)
Cellular component (GO): immunological synapse; membrane; tetraspanin-enriched microdomain
Source: RefSeq, a predicted model, not a curated record
UCUUUGAAAUCCAGCGUGUAUUUCAAACUUGCAGCACAUACUCAACUAGCCAUCUAGCCAGUGCUCAGUGGAAGAGCCUCACGGGGCCAGUGGCUGCUGUCCUGAACAGGGCAGGCCUCUGGUAGAGGGAUUUGUGUCUAUAAAGGCAGAGAGUAAGGAACUGGACUCAUAUUCAUCUCCCCAACUUCCUGCUAAGCUAUUUUCAAGUCCACCUCUUCCAACAAAGCCUUUUUCUGACUCUAACUUUCUGAAACUGAUUCACCCCACCAACACACACAUUCCACCCACACCUCUUGGGACUCAUGGCUAUUUCAGGUCGCUUAAUUUUUCAUGAGAAAAACGCAAGUCUUUCAAUACACAGGGCAUGACCAUUAAUAUACUUUGAAAUAAAUUGAGAGGCUGACACUCAGGACUUCUUCUCAUGAAAUAGGCUAGAAUAGAUGAGAAACUGUCAAUUGGAUUGCACCCCGUGUCCUGAAGACACUUUGUGAAACGUUUUAUUUAUGUGAAUAUAUGUGUAGCUGUCACAUUGUAAAUUGUACAUCUUACUCUGAGGAAUUUGGUUAAAAUUUUUUAAAAAAGCAAAUUCUUGAAUAAAGCCACAGUCUCCAGAAUUCCUGGUGAUGGAGAGUGAAUGUGUUUUCGGCUACUGACUCCCCGGAAACGACUUUUGGGGAAGUGAGAGUCAGGGCUGGGCUGGUAGCUGCUUUUAGUGGCUCUCCCACCCUGACCCUACUCAGAAGUGAGUGCCUUAGGCUACGGAGGACAGAGCAGCCACGAGAGAGAAGCUGCCACUCCACCCUCCACACCUGUCUGCCUGGCUUCUGCUUCCCAGCCAGCCGCUUGAAGCCCACGACCAAAGGCAGGGGGAGAGCAGGGAGCCUGCCCAAGCUCUUGUGUCCAGGCGAGGUGCUUUAGAACUAGAAUGCCCGCACUUGAAUUUCAGACCCUGGAUCCAAACUGCCUACUGCAUCAUUAGAGGGGAAGCCUGCCCACGACAAGGAUCCCGAGGCCAUGGAUUGGUUGAAGGACCAUUUCUGGAUCAUCUUGGCUGUGGCCAUCAUCUUUACCUCUGUGAGCCUGGGCACCAUCCUGUUCUUUGUCUGUAGGUGUCUGUUUAGACAAGGCAAUAAAUGGGAAAUUUCCAAGUCCUUGAAACAAAAGCAGAGAGAUGAAGAAACGAUGUAUGAGAAUGUUACGGAACAAUUCUCAGUUCAAUUACCCCCUCUGCCACCCAGGGAUAUGCUUUCCCCAGAAGUUGCCUCCCCACAGGAAACCCCAAGUCGGCCCACACCAGCUGCAUACUCUUCAGUACACAAAAUUAGAAAUAAGAAGACAAUCACCGCCCCAAGCUAUAUUGAGCCUGAGGAAGACUAUGAUGAUGUUGAUGUCCCUGCCAAUACAGAAAACCAUCAUCUUAAAUCAAACAUUUCUUCCUUUUGGCAAGCAGAAGACGGUUCACAGAGCUUAUUUUAAAAACAAACAAGAAUGGUUGAAUUUCAGUAAGUGCCCAGGUCCGAAAGCCAGUGGUAACAUUAUGGAGGUCUAUAAGAUAAACACUUUCUGAAUCAGAUGGAGGAGCAUCAGUGAUCAGAUAACUGCAGCCAGAGGAAAGCUGCCUGUGCUCAGCUCUGAGAAUGGAGAGUGGUCAGGCCUUGGGCUUCUGCUGAGCGAGGUUCCAUGUCGAGGCCAAUUGAACCCUGCAAAGCUCUCCCCGCUUCCCUCCGCCCCGAGAAACCACUCAGUUCCCGGCAUUCUUCCCAUUUGUGUGGUUCUAAGUGAUCUUAAAUCUUGGUGUUUGAUUGUAUGAGCGUCCCAGGCUCCCAUCCCCUGCACAAGCCCCUACCCUCUCCACCCACCUCACACAUUGAGGGGCUGUGGGUGGUAGUUACAGCUAAGCGCUCUUGCACACAAGUCACACAUCACACCUUGUGCAUUCUUCAAGGGUGGGGUGUGCUUCUUGUUCUUGUGAACCCUCCCCACCUAUACAACCCCAAGCCCCAGGGCCUCUCUAUGACAUCGGCCAAACUAACCACAGAGAUCCAAGUUUCCAGCCAGAGUUUUUUCACUGCUUCCUGGCUGCACCAUAACAAUCAACAAAGAACAGAAGUCAUCUUCUGGACCACGGGACAGACGUUACCCAUAGGGGUGUUGACUUUGCAAUAUGUGUACUGGAGGAAAGAAGGUUUCCCCAGGAAAAAUCAUAGGGAACAGGAAAGAAAGGGGCGAGUCAGUGGCAGAUUCAAGAUGAAAGUUCAGGGGUCUUUAAUACCCUCCUCUGAUAUUUUCAUUACUGCUUUCUCCCUUGUGUAGCAUUCAAGACAAACAGCAUCAUAUCCUCCCUGCCAGAUUCCUGUCCCUGAGUGACUGGGAGGCAGAAACUCCAGUUCAAUAUGCUAUACCUAAUGAUACAUCCGGGGAGUGGGCUGCUGUCCAGUUAUACGAGUGUCCUAGUGGGGUCGCCAAGGCCCGAGUCAGCUUUGUAGGCUCCUGAAACUCAUCGAUUCCUUCAAGUUUAUCUGCUGACACCUGAAGACUUGACACUGUCUAGCCAGACUCACAGGAUGCUGACUUCUAAGCAAUUCCUAAGAAAUCCAGGUAACAGGCUUGCAGGGCGAGCAGCAGGAACUGGUGGAAAAGGCCCAGGAGUGACACCUGGACUGAGCUCCUCCUUGAGAGAUGGGAAGCGUGUACCUGUCAUCCCCCUCAACCACUAACCACUGCUGGACCAGUGAGGACCUGUGCUUCCUCCCAGGUUUUCUCUUUCUAGACUCCAUAGAAACUUCCAGCUCCUUGUAAUACCUCCUUGUUUUAGACCAAUGGUUCUCGAACUAUGGCCUUAGGGAAUUCUGGUAUUCUGUGAGCCAGAGAGGACUCACUUCUUAAAUCCUAGAAAAAACCCACGUGCCCUAGAGCCCGAACAGGACAACUACUGAAGCCCGCACGCCUAGAGCUUGUGUUCCAUAAGAGAAGCCACCUCAGUGAGAAGCCAAGCACUGCAAUAGAGAGUAGCCCCUGAUUGCCACAACUAGAGGAAGCUGCACAAAGCAAUAAAGACCCAGCGCAGCCAUAAAUUAAUUAAUUACAUUUUUUAAUUAUAGGAAAAAAAUGGCUAAAGGAUAGAAGUGUUUACCAAGCAUGCUUUCCCUUUUAAAAUUUCCACAAACCAUCCACAUCUACACCAAAAGUUAAAAAGUAAAUACCAGACAUGUAUAAACUACUCCUUGGUUUCUGGGCCACUACCAUCUCCUGGUUCUCCUCCUGCCUGACUGGCCUGUCUCCAUCUUUGUAAGAACUCCUCCUUCUGAAACAUCUCUUCAAUGCCAAUCUUUCUCAGGGUGUUGUCCCUGCAUCUCCCUCCAAACACUCAUGAGUGACCUCAUGGCAUCUCACUGCUCCCUGCAAUUGGCCCUAGUGAAAUACUUCUCACUCUGCAUUAUAAUUGCCUAGUUAAUUCUUUAUCCUCCUUCCUAACUUGGGAUUCUUUGGGGUGGAAGCUGUCUGGCUCACCACUAUAUUUCCAGUGUCCAGCUCAAACCCUGGCAUAUAUUAGGCACUUAAUAAAUAUUUAUUGAAUGUUGAUCAUUAAUGGAAAAUCUACCAGUGUGACAAAAACAAAUCAUUUUUCUCUGGGCCUGUGUAACUUGGCUGAGAUUUUAUACAGGACACCUGUAAUAAAACCAUGUUUUCUACCAACAAA